UGUUUGCUGCUGGCGCAUGCUCGUUACAAUAAAAAGGUUCAAGUUCACGUUUCAGGUCCCAUGGGUUUGCCUGGAUUUUAGUACGAUCGAGCCACAUAAACAAAACAGCAAUAUUGCUACACUAGUUUAGGUAACAGUCAACGUGAAUAAACGGAGUGAAGAAAUUAAUGUUGACGUCAGCGCUCUGAUUUCCUAUUUCGCAGGAAGCAAACUUUUUUUUUGUUUUGCCUUAACUUAUUGCAGGAAACUUUGGGAUGCAUACUUAGUCUGCGUUUAUGCUUUGUCGUUAUUCGGUUGAACUGAAGAGCUUUCUCGUCUUCCAUCAGAGUUUGUAUCAUAACUUUUUGUUGUUUAGGCUACUAGCGAUUUCUCGAGUUCUGUGACCGUCAUGAACGAAAAAAGGACGAACGAACAAAAACACUGGACCUUAGUGACAGCAUUUGUACUUCUUACUUUAAUCUUUGCAUCAUUUUGCACGGCUGAGGAAGCGUCGUGUCACGGGGCAUUUGAUCUUUAUUUCGUAUUAGACAGAUCAGGAAGUGUGUCGAACGACUGGGGUGAGAUCUAUGGAUUUGUUGAACAGCUCACUAAUCGUUUUGUGAGCCCAAGCAUGAGGGUGUCCUUCAUAGUUUUCUCCACCAAGGCUGAGCUCAUGUUGCCCCUCACUGGAGACAGUGACAAAAUUCAAGACGGUUUACGGCGGCUGAGUGAAGUGAAGCCGGCAGGUGAGACGUACAUGCACGAAGGAUUUAAAAAGGCUUCGGAGCAAAUGAAGGCGCAGACCACAAAGUCCUCAAGCAUUAUUAUUGCCUUGACUGAUGGAAAGCUUGAGCCUUACCUAUUCAAGCUCACGGUAGACGAGGCCAACACUGCGAGACAGUAUGGCGCGAGGGUGUACGGUGUCGGAGUGAAGGAUUUCGACGAGGCGCAGCUCGCCGAUGUUGCUGACACAAAAGAGCAAGUAUUCCCCGUUAAAGGCGGGUUUCAAGCUCUCAAAGGAAUCGUCAAUUCGAUUUUAAAGCAGUCCUGCACUGAGAUUUUAAGCGUGGAGCCCUCCAGCAUUUGCGUGAACGAGUCUUUCGACAUUGUGCUGAGAGGAAACGGGUUCACUCUGGGAAGGAGCGCGGAAGGAAUCGUCUGCAGCUUCAUCCUCGAUCAGCAGACCUACAGCCAGAAGCCGACCGUGGUGAAACACAACUACCUGCUCUGCCCGGCGCCGGUGCUGCAGGAAGUGGGAAAAUCAAUAGACGUGCUGAUCAGCUUGAACAACGGCAAGUCCUUCAUCUCGAGCGCUUUCACCAUCACUGCUACCACAUGCUCUAACGGGGUGGCUGUGACAAUUGUGUUCCUGGUGCUGCUCCUGUUGCUGCUCCUGGCCCUCAUGUGGUGGUUCUGGCCUCUCUGCUGCACCGUGGUCAUCAAAGACCCUCCUCCACCGCGUCCUCCAGCUCCUGAGCCCGAGCCGGAGGAAGACCAGCUGCCGAAGAAGAAGUGGCCUACCGUGGACGCGUCCUACUAUGGGGGCCGGGGGGCCGGCGGGAUCAAGCGCAUGGAGGUCCGUUGGGGUGAAAAGGGAUCCACGGAGGAAGGGGCGAGAUUAGAGAAAGCCAAAAAUGCUGUGAUCUCCAUAGUGGAGGAAGCGGAGGAGCCCAAUAUGAGAAAACCCCCGAAGCCUAAGCCAACCUAUCAACACCGAGAGUCCAAAUGGUACACUCCGAUUAAGGGCCGCCUGGACGCACUUUGGGCUCUACUGCGGCGGCAGUACGACCGAGUUUCCCUCAUGCGGCCGACGACGGCGGACAAGGGCCGGUGUAUGAAUUUCAGCCGGAUUCAGAACCGUUAAAUCAACGUCCUCCGACCUUCGAGGGUUUCUAUCUACUGUGGAAAGCAGAAGAGGAGGAAUUCAAGGUUUUUUUUUUUUUUUUUUUUAAAUCGAAUGGCUUUGCCCAAAAACCACUAUUGUUUUGCAUCUAACCACGUAGUGCACUUAGGAGACCUCUCACCUCGGUGCAGGGUCAUUCAUAAAUGCAGAAUUACCAUAAGCAUAUUGUCACAUCCUCUGAUAUUAGUAGCAGUGGCAGAUUUCCUUUUCUGUUGUUAAUUUUACUUAGGGACAAGCGAACAUGGCGAGCACUCUUCGCUUUGUGCCGUUCGGUUUCCGUUAGCUUCUUGUGCACACCAAAGGCUUAACAUAUUCUGACCAUAUUGUGCCUUCUGUGGAAAACCUAAUUUCAUGGACACAGACGGAAGCUAUUUAAAAAAAAAAAGGGGGAAAAAAACAGAGUGAAAGAGGCUGUUUGCCAUUGGCAUGGAAGUAGAAAUAAUCCCAGCGGGCCUAGCAAGUGCACAAGUCCAUUGCCUCUUGGCAACGUCUCAUCACAAAAAUCUCUCCAACUCCACUAUCAUUCAGUGCCUGGCGGGAGCUUUCUGACUGGCGAUCUUGUCAUUUUAACACUGAGAAGUGCACACGCAUGACAAAUCGUAGACAGGGUUGCCCCAAGGUAUCGGGAAAGCAGCAAGACUUUGCCCUUUAGUUUCUGGAGACACCUUUCUUUCAUUGUGCACCAGGGACGGGAAAAUUAAUAGAGCGUUACUCUACUGAGAGACAGCCCAGAACCAAAGAUCUCCGGCUAGGUUUGAGGGACCGACGCUCCAAGGCCUCGACGUGGCAGCUGGUGUCCCCCGCAAACAUUUAUUUUUGUUUUCGCUUUGAGUUCCGUCAACACACAAACAAAUAAAAUCUAUAAACCUAGCUAUCGCUUUGCAUUUUUUUUUAGAACAGGGACACGGCCAUCUUAAAAGCGUUAUCUCCUCCAUCUUUCAAAUCUCCAAGGGCUCCACUGCGUCACAACCCAGUAAUUUUCGCUGCGUGGGAAUCUCAAAGUUUAAUUAAUAUAAUUAAAGACAACAGCAAGCAGCAGCCUGUGAAGACUCCGCUCAUCUUUUUUAUGCCUUUUGACAUUGAAUGACCUAUUACUGUAUUCGCAUCGUUUGGAGUAAAAGUGUCGGUAACGUGUAGCCAUGUCUGGAAUAAAAAUAUGUGUUAAAAAAAAAGUGGGGCGGAUAACCAGGCGGAUAACCCCAUUGUUCAUUUUAAGAAUUACGCUCAUAGUCGCGUCAGACCCUGACAAAAAAAAAAAAACUUGCGAUAUAUAUAUAUAUAUUUAUUGUAAAAAAAUUUCAAGCGCGCUGUCACGACGACGAUCCCGGAUGAUGUUAGCACGAGUGGAAACUCGGUGGGGGUGGGAAAGGGGGGAGCAGCUGAAGAAAAAGGCUCGAACGAUCCAGUCACUUUCGAUACGGUACUUCAGAUGCAAAAUGGAUAUUCGAGUCGAAACCUGACAAGGCGCGCCCGCUUUGACGGGAACCGGUAUAGACAAUGACCAGUGGCUGGGUCAGUGGGAUGUCUCUGUGCAAGCGGGGAAGCUUAUCAAAUGACACUAAAAAUAAGUUCAACAACCAUCAAGUUUGAGGGGAAUGGGCGAACGUCUCACAUUUGGUGGGCAUGCGAGUGUGAGGGAUGGGGAGAGCGUGGCGAGGCGUUCCUGCUCUAAUUAUUCCUUUGUGCUCUUCUGCUGAAAUCGCGAGGGACGCGAAUGAUUCUCUCGGUCGACGACCACAUUCGCGGCCCGCCACAAAUGCACGUUUGUUUGUUUCUUUUUGUUUCAGCCACUUGCGUGACCGUUAGCGCAACGCUUGUUCUUGUCGACCGUAAUGCUGCUUGUUUAGAUUUCAAGUAUAUAGAUUCGUUCAGGUUUCUAUUAUCCGAAAGAGGAUUUUUAUCGCAAGAACCACUGACCGCCUAAGCACAUGCCAGUCACAGUACCGCUGUCUGUUUUGAUAAGAAACCCUUAGAAAUCUAGGACCAAGUUACUGAGCCAUUUGCCGAAGGCCUGGUUAGUGUUUGUUAUUGGCAGAUAAAUAAGAAAUUCGACACGUAAAAAUAUUUUCAACUCUUUGUUAAACCUGUGAUAUUUCAGAUGGAAUAUUUUAUCACUGAUUGUGUUUUUCGGGCCAGUCGGCACGAUGUGGAAUUGUUUGCCAGAGUGUCUGAGAUGCCCAAUGUUUUUUGCACAGCCUGCAACCAAGUCGGAAUGUUUCUAUAAGCACGUGCUUUAUGUCUUUUACAUUUUUGAUUUGAAAAAAAUAAUUAUUUUACUUAAUUUCUUAAAAAUUCAAUUUCAUUUUUAUUCAUUUUGUUCAUUUAAUUCAUUCAUUUUAAAUUGCUGUCUUUUUUUUUUUGUUUGUUUCAAAAUUUAAAUAGAAAAAUUAGUUGCUUGGCACAUAGGAGAAGAACACUUUAUUUUAGAUUAAACCUGCAUAAUGUAUUAUAUUUUUCUACCAGUUAGUUAAUGUCCAUAUAAAAUAAUACCACAAUGCUUUUUCAUCGAUAAAUGAAAUGACAGAAAAUAAGAUAAACUUGUUUUGACUUCUUUAUUACUUCAAACAACAAUCCAACCAACAAACGUUAAAUCUGUAAAAUUUCCUUUCAGUUUUUUUACUACCCUUUAAGUGUUAAAAUUGUAAUUUAAGUGUUACUGCACCUUGGAUUAAUGUAACUCAUUGGUCAAACAAGUACUGAUUGCACUGUGUGCAGUUUACAAAUAAGGUAUUGUAAUAUGUUGGUAUGUUUACAGGUAUUGUAUCAUCUUAGCCAUGUCAUAACUGCAAAUUACAUCAAAUUGAUAGUUUCUUUUAAGACAUCCUUCAUUCAUCAAAAUGUGUAUGACAUAGUACAAAAUUUUUUCAAAUAUGUUGACCCAUUAUGUCAUUUUUUCCCCAGUUUUUGGUCACUGGUAAAUCAGCGUAUCCUAAGUGGACAGGCCCAUUACUGUGACUGUCCCUCGGUAAGAAAUGACUGAAAACAAAAAAGCUGAAGGCAAUCUUUUAAUUGGGCCCGAAAAGAUUUAUAAGGCCAGACAGGGGAUGUAAUUAUGUUUGGAGAAACGGGAGUGAGUCGAAUGCGCGGUGGAGUGGACUGUGGGCCAGACCUGGCAAAAAUGUCCGCCACCAGAGGCGCCCUGUGUGCCCCGAAGCCCAGCCAGGACCCAGGCGCCCGCAAAUGAGGUCUCCCCCCGUUUUGUUAAAAAAGACGCGUGUUGCACACCUACUGUUUCCUCGUCGUCCGCACGCCGUGACAGGACGCUCCCAGUGCCGGCAGGCCGCAUUUAACCCUUCCCUUCCCCCCCCACCCGCCCCCCACACUCGCCCCCCGCCCCUCUCUGGAAAGGACAGGAUAAAACAGAUGUCCCUCUGCAGGAGUUGGGCUCCCUGGAGGAGAGAAAUGGGCAAGGGGAAGGGGGAGGGGGGGCGGUGUCCUUCGUGCAGAGGCUGGCGAGCGUGGUUUUUUAGCGCGCACGCGAGGGUACGAUCUGCCUCAGCCUGGCCCCUCGCCGUUUUCAUGUACGGAACUUAGCGUGGAAAUGAAAUUUUCAGUUUGCCGUUAGCGGGGUCCAGACACUGAUGCUAGUGCUUAAACUUUUUUAGUCUUACCAUUUUUUUUUUUAUUGUUUUACAUUUUUUUGGUUUCAGUGUGAAUAUAUGCUGUUCUCAAGCUUUUUUUAUUUUAAUUUUGUUUUUAGAAAUGUGCUUUGAUAUUAGCGUUGUUAUGCUGUUUGUGCACUUAAUGAAUAAAGAUAUCUUUUAGAAAUG
This is a messenger RNA of Anguilla anguilla (European eel), 5652 nucleotides long. RefSeq names its product ANTXR cell adhesion molecule 2a (gene antxr2a). Gene Ontology annotation, molecular function: signaling receptor activity. NCBI's taxonomy places the organism in Eukaryota, Metazoa, Chordata, Actinopteri, Anguilliformes, Anguillidae. Gene Ontology annotation, cellular component: membrane. The record is from RefSeq and is a predicted model, not a curated record. The transcript has 17 exons. The coding region runs from base 389 to 1843 and encodes 484 amino acids.